This is a messenger RNA of Magnolia sinica, 1398 nucleotides long. Its product is annotated as transcription termination factor MTEF1, chloroplastic. Gene Ontology annotation, biological process: regulation of DNA-templated transcription. The record is from RefSeq and is a predicted model, not a curated record. NCBI's taxonomy places the organism in Eukaryota, Viridiplantae, Streptophyta, Magnoliopsida, Magnoliales, Magnoliaceae. Gene Ontology annotation, molecular function: double-stranded DNA binding. The coding region runs from base 67 to 1044 and encodes 325 amino acids. The transcript is spliced from 2 exons.
AAGUCUUCCUUCCUCGUCCCCUCACUCGCUCCCUCUCCAGUCUCAAAUGCUCCUCGUCGAUUAGAGAUGAUCCUCCGGCCGCAGCUCUCCCUCCAAACCCCAUCAUUACGCAACUCGUCCCAAAUCCCCUCUCCCAGACCCAAACCGAGCCUUACCCUCUCCUAUAAGCGCCGGUCCCACCACUACCACCAUCAGUUCCCUCCAAAAACCCCAAUCCUCGAUUCCGGCCUCCUCUUCCGGCAGAAGCUUCUCUACCUCCAGCACCACCUCAAUGUGGACCCCACCAAGGCCCUAACCCUCAAUCCUGAUCUCCGCUCCACUCCCAUCUCCUCCCUCCAAUCCGCCGAGCACUGCCUCCUCUGUUUCGGCAUCCACCGUUCUGAUGUUGGCCGCAUCUUCGGUAUGCACCCCAUCCUCCUCACCUCCUCCCUUCAUUCCCACAUCUAUCCCGCCUUCGAAUUCCUCCUCAACGAUGUCCAAAUCCCCUUUCCCGACCUCCGCAAAGCUGUCUCUCGCUGCCCUCGCCUCCUCGUCUCCAGCGUCCCUCACCAGCUCCGCCCCACCCUCCACUUCCUUCGCUCCCUCGGCUUUGUUGGCCCCCAUGCCAUCUCCUGCCAGACCUCCCUCCUUCUCGUUUCCAGUGUUGACACCACUCUCAUGCCCAAGCUCGACUACAUCCAGAGCCUCGGCUUCUCAUACAGAGAGGCCGUUAAGAUGGUCUUACGGUCUCCUGGACUCUUCACCUUCAGCAUCGACAACAAUUUCCGGCCCAAGGUCGACUACUUUGUGAAUGAGAUGAAGGGGGAUUUGAGGGAGCUGAAGGAUUUCCCACAGUACUUCUCUUUUAGCCUGGAGCGGAAGAUAAAGCCCAGGCACCGGCUCUUGGUCGAGCAUGGGUUCUCGCUGCGGCUGGCGGAUAUGUUGAAGGUCAGUGAUGGGGAAUUCCAUGAUCGGUUGGUGGAGAUGCGAUUGCAGACCCUCGAUGAGAAAUUGCGGCUGUGUAUGCCUCGGUGUUUCGGGCGCUACAGGGGCAGCUUCACCUGAGGUGUGUUGAAUGCCAGAGUAUUUACAUUGGACUCUUUUUGAGCGAUUUGUCUCGUAUUGGCUGGGUGGUAUUGGUAUUGGUGAUACAACUUGUUAUGAUACCCAGACUAGGAGCAUCCUGAAACUGCUAUUUUUAUCCUUGGUCUACAAUAUAUUCUUCAAGUGUAUUUACAUCCAAAUAUAAAUCUGUCCAGGCUACUGCUUUUUGAAAGAUGAUUGUUAUUUUUUGAGAGAUGAUUGUGAGAAAGUCAUUCUGUGUAGAAUAUUUUCUAAUGUAAAAUUGUUACCAACUGCACCCUUAGCUUAGAGGCUAAAGUAUUGCCUCCAGUGCAUUCCGAUAUAACCAAUUCCACA